Molecule: messenger RNA, 1752 nt
Organism: Temnothorax curvispinosus
Lineage: Eukaryota; Metazoa; Arthropoda; Insecta; Hymenoptera; Formicidae
Exons: 5
Coding region: 644-1543 (299 amino acids)
Source: RefSeq, a predicted model, not a curated record
UGCACACACAAUAUUUCUUCAUUUCUACAUUGUCGUUUAAAUUAAAUUAUUAAAUGAUUCUUCCACAAAUUGAUGUUGAAUGUGUCAAGGUAACAAUAAUGACAAAGCAAUUUCUGCUACUUUCGGCUCGGGUGUUUUCAAGUCUUUUCAAAGUGACCUAUUCACCAAAUUACAACGUCGAAUAGAACUGCCGAAAUUAGGACUGAAAGGCCCGAGCGCUCUGAGAGCGAUUACAUCAUGGGUGAAUGUUCAUCGUUUCAUAUCCCCGACAUUAUCGACUUACACAACCGUUUACGACUCUUAACCCACGCCGAAAAGUUUCGUGAGUGUGAGAUAAAGAAAAAGGAGCAGAUAAUUUAUUCGAAUAAUCGGUCGGUGUGAAAGAAGACGAAAUGAUCCGGAGAUCACGCGACUGGUGUGGCAGGAUUGCGAUAAGUAGAAAGCACCUUCUUCGUCCGAGGAAAUCGGCGCGAAUCCGCAAGUUCUUAAGACCGGAUUGGUCGACGAUUCGUGUGGGAUCCCGUGGCAGCCCUUAUAGAUCGACGAAGCGGAUCCACGAUCCAAUCGUACCUGCGUCGAUCUGCGUUAAAACUCGCAGGAGCCAGCCACAAGCACGCGAUCUGCUUCGCGGAGUGUCGGAAGGAUGUUUUGGUGCUACGGUUUUUUGAGCUUUCUUUUUCUUCUAAGCGACACGUAUGGCGGCGUUUCGAACAGCAGAAUACAACGUCAAGCUACAUCCGCAUCAAGUGGUCAGCUGAUAGAUGGCAUUUUUAACAUUCCGAUCACAGCAAUCAAACAAACCGCCUCCGCCGCUCAAGUUAUUUCGCCAGAAAAUAUGCAGGCAAUAGACAAUAUUUUUAAGAUCCCCGUCUCAACUCUAGAAGCUGUUGGCACACUCGUGAAAACUGCAAGGGAGCAGCGGCAACAAAAUUUGGAAAAUAAUCAAGCGAAGAGAGAAUGGAUCUUGGCUAUAAAGGAGCAGAAAAGAAAGCGAAAAGAUGAAAUUCAAAACCAGCGAUUGCUGCAGCAGCAAUUGAAGAGACCUGUCAGACAUCAUUACAAUGACCCGCUUGGAUUAAAUGCAUUGAGCGAUCUUCUCGUUGGUGGACACGCUGGUGGACUUCUCGGACAUCAUUCUGGAUUGGGUGGCAUCCAUGGACUUCACGGUCAUAAGAGAGGCCAUAAGAUUGGUCAUGGUCUUCACGGUCAUGGAAUUCAUGGAGGAUUUUUGGGAAAUCGCCCGCAACAUAACUACGAGGUCCAUGAGGACGUUAACGAAGACUCAUCUUUCUCCUGGCACGGUCUGACCGCUGGAUUCGGCAGUUUCAAUGGAAUACGACGGCCUUCUAGCGCCUCUGUCAAAGUCGAGAAUAAAAUCGCUCCUAAGGAGAAGAGGCAGAAAGUUUCCAAGUAUCCGAGCGAUGACGUGAAUCCGCAGAAUAAAAUCGCGAAUAUUAGAAAUAAGCCGAUGCGCGAAUACGAUGAUCCUCCGUUAGAAAAUAAAAUCGCUCCGAGAAAUGGGAGAGUGGCAUUUGUGCAGUAAUGAUGUAAAUAUGCAAUAAUGAAAUAAUAUUAGAUGUUUAUUCUUGAUUAUAAAUACUCGCCAAUUUUGCGUCACUCUGCAUAUUUUUUUGUAGUACUCAUCCUUACUAUAAAAAUCUCUAAAACAAUGUACUUAAUUAAAGUUAUUAAAUUAACAUAGCGAAUAUUUUAUACAUAUAGUUAAAAUAAUAAUAUAUCAUUAUCAAAGUA